CACCUGGUCAGCGAAGGCAGUCACGCGAAUGUAACAAAUAGAAACAAAAUGUCAGACGCUGAAAAAACUCCCCUCCUUCGCUCCAGCAAGGACGAUCACGAAGAGGAUGAAGAAUUAACUGGAUGUGGGGCCACGCUGGCCUGCAAUCCUCGUCUGUUUCUCCAUAGAUACCUCGUUUUGAUCAUAAUGUGUUUUCUGAGUUUUGGGAGCUACUUCUGCUAUGACAACCCUGCUGCCCUUCAAGAUACAAUGAUAAAGGAUCUAAAUCUGUCAGAGAGCUCCUUCAUGGGGUUUUACUCCUGGUACUCAUGGCCGAAUGUCAUUCUGUGCUUCUUUGGUGGUUUCCUCAUUGACAAGGUGUUUGGUGUCCGACUAGGAGCUAUCAUCUUCAGCUUGUUUGUCACGGCAGGACAGGUUUUGUUUGCUCUUGGUGCAUAUGUCAAUAAGGUGUGGUUAAUGGACCUGGCUAGAUUUGUAUUUGGGAUAGGUGGAGAGUCCUUGGCUGUGGCUCAAAACACCUACGCUGUGAAAUGGUUUCAGGGGAGAGAACUCAACAUGGUAUUUGGUCUCCAGCUCAGCUUUUCUCGUGUGGGAAGUACAGUGAAUAUGAAUGUCAUGCAGCCUCUAUACAAGCUGAUCGGCGACCACGGAAUGACUGGAUAUAAAUGCCUGGGAAUCACACUGUUUAUUGGAGGAUUGAUCUGUAUCCUCUCUCUCCUGUGUGCCUUUGCUCUCGGCUUCUUUGACAAGAGAACAGACAGAAUCCUUAACAGAAAAACAGCUGCAUCAGACGAGGUGAUCAGAAUAACGGACGUUAAGGACUUCCCUCUGCCGUUCUGGUUGAUGUGCGUUAUCUGUGUGGCUUACUAUGUUGCUGUUUUUCCCUUCAUCGGCCUCGGUCUAGUUUUCUUUGAAAUGAAAUGGAACCUCAGUCCCAGUGCUGCCAACACUAUCAACAGCUUGGUGUAUAUCAUAUCUGCAGUUGCCUCCCCUCUAUUUGGUUUCCUGAUUGACAGAAGUGGAAAGAAUAUAUUUUGGAUAAUUAUUGGUACCACAGCAACGAUAGGCUGUCAUGCCCUCCUAGCCUUCACCUUCCUCAACCCUUUUGUAGCCAUGAUCUGUAUGGGACUAGCGUAUUCUGUACUCGCCAGUGCUCUCUGGCCCCUUGUUGCUCAAGUUAUUCAAGAAUCACAGCUUGGUACUGCGUAUGGAAUUAUGCAGGCUAUACAGAACCUUGGGCUGGCUGUGAUAUCCAUUGCUGCAGGUUCCAUCGUCGACUCCAGCGGCUACCUAAUACUCGAAGUUUUCUUCCUAGUCUGGCUCUGUAUUGCUCUUGUUGCGGCAGUGAUUUUAUAUCUAACAGAUGCAUCAUCAGGGGGUAAACUCAACUUAUCUGCAAAGCAAAGAAGAAUAUUGAAAGAGGAAAAAGAAAGGUUGGAAGAAGAGAAAAAGAUGUUGGAAUAGAUUAUCACCUGAUUACUCAAUCAUUAUAUAUAUUCACAGCGCUGGAAAAAAGUCAGUGCCAGAAAUUAUUCACAGUGCCAAAGAAACAGUUCAAUGUUUCCAUUAGUCAUGUGAUGGUCAAAGCAUGAUUCCAUGGUGCAAAUGAUGCAUUUCAUAGUUAGAGCAAAAAAGAGGUAU
Messenger RNA from Pecten maximus, 1641 nucleotides. RefSeq names its product major facilitator superfamily domain-containing protein 1-like. Gene Ontology annotation, biological process: transmembrane transport. NCBI's taxonomy places the organism in Eukaryota, Metazoa, Mollusca, Bivalvia, Pectinida, Pectinidae. Gene Ontology annotation, molecular function: transmembrane transporter activity. Gene Ontology annotation, cellular component: lysosome. Bases 49 to 1464 code for a protein of 471 amino acids. The record is from RefSeq and is a predicted model, not a curated record. The transcript has 13 exons.